This is a messenger RNA of Mycena indigotica, 1728 nucleotides long. RefSeq names its product Vacuolar amino acid permease. Gene Ontology annotation, biological process: basic amino acid transport; transmembrane transport. The coding region runs from base 1 to 1728 and encodes 575 amino acids. Gene Ontology annotation, molecular function: basic amino acid transmembrane transporter activity. Gene Ontology annotation, cellular component: fungal-type vacuole membrane. The transcript is spliced from 18 exons. Lineage: Eukaryota; Fungi; Basidiomycota; Agaricomycetes; Agaricales; Mycenaceae. The record is from RefSeq and is a predicted model, not a curated record.
AUGUCGAGCGAGCGCGACCCACUAAUUCCCAAGCAGACCCACCCUGAAGAUGGCGCAAAGCAACGAGUAGGGCCGUUGGAGAUUUCUGCGGCAACGAGGCGGUGGAUUCUAGUGGGGAUGUGGCUAGGGACGUUUCUUGGGGCAAUGAAUCUCACUCUCGUGCCUACUAUGAUGCCUGCAAUCUCCUCCGAGUUUCAAAAAUUCCAUCAAGCCAGCUGGCUGGGAACUGCAAACUUCCUCGCUUCCUGCACAUUUACGCCUCUCUACGGCCGACUAUGCAACGUCUUGGGCCGUCGACGGGCAUACCAGCUUGCUAUCUUCCUAACCGGGGGCGGCGCUGUUGGGUGUGGCCUUGCACAAAGCAUGGAGGGGUUGAUUGCUGCUCGCUUCAUCGCAGGAAUGGGAGGAGGAGGCGUAUUUACGGCUUCAACGAUCAUCGUUAGCGAUAUGUAUUCGCUCCGGGACCGCGGCUUAGUUCAAGCUGUUGCGAGUGUCUUUAACAGUUUAGGACUAGGGCUUGGUGGACCAAUUGGUGGUCUCAUUACCGACUUAUUGGGAUGGCGCGCAGCCUUCCUGAUGCAAAUCCCCCUGUUCGUUGUAUCCGCGGUAAUCACCCAAUUCAAUGUACAAUAUGUGACUGAGUCGGAGAGCAAAUCCAGUAGUGCAAAGGAGAUAAUGAAAAGAAUUGACUACUUCGGCAGCCUUUCGCUGCUCACGUUCGUUGGAGCAUUUGUGCUGCUUUUGAGCUCUAAAUAUAACGAGAGUCUACCAUGGCUUCAUCCACUCGUUCUCGUCCCUCUUUUAGUUUCGGUGACUUUUAUGGUCGUCUUUGUGCUGGUCGAGCUGUAUGUCGCGGUACAGCCCGUGAUGCCAAUGUUCCUCCUCCAGCAGAAGAUCCCUGUACUCGUUGGUGCAUCUAACUUCUUCGCUAAUGCCUGCAUCUUCUCCAUCACGUACUUCUUCCCGCUGUGGUUUCAGGUCGUCAAAUUCCAGAGCGCUUCCACGGCUGGGCUGCACCUCAUGCCGAACAGCGUUUCGCUGUCGCUUGGGUCCAUCUUCGCUGGUUGGAUGAUGCACAAGACAGGGCGGUAUAAGAUGAUCAACGCCAUUUUUGGGGCCUUCCCCUUCAUCGGCGCCGUUUUCAUUACCAUGUUGCGCGAAGACUCGGGUUGGGUUCAGUCAUGGUUGAGCAUCGUACCCUUUGGAUUCGGAAACGCCGUCGUGUUGCAGACCUUGCUGAUCGCGCUUCUGGCUCAUCUUCCUCCAUCGCAAAUGGCUGUCGGAACAGGCUUUGGGCAACUCUUCCGGGGUUUAGGCAUGGUAGGCGGUGUAGCCGCGUCUUCGGCGGUAUUUCAAGGUCGCCUCGAUGCCGAGCUUCACAAACGAUUUCCGCCUGGCUCUGAAGAGUUGAUCAUGAACAUUCGUCGUUCAAGCGGCUUCUUGCGCCAACUGAGCCCCGAAGACAGACGUUUGGCCCGCGACUCGUAUGCCAUUAGCCUCAAAGCGGUUUACGCGCUGUCUGCGUUGUCCGCCCUGCUAGCGUAUCUCGUUCGCAUGCCGAUUCCAGACCAAGACCUCGAUGAGGCACAUAAACCCAAACUCGUCAAGCCAGCAGGGCAAGAGCAAGCGGUUUUGCCGGAGCCGCCGUCGGCCGACUCCGAGUCGAAUGCAGAUGCAGCAGACAACUCGAAUGCCAGUUCGCGGAGAAGUGGCGAUGAGACGAUUUAG